ACUGUGUUCAGUUCGUUUCCUGCUAAACAUGUUCGCCAAGAUUGUUGCCGUCGCCGUCUUCGUGGCUGCUGCCCACGCUGGACACUUGUACUCCGCACCCUUGCUCGCUGCUCCCAUCAAAUACGCUCCUAUCGCGUCUUCGUACCAAUACGAGACUCGGAUUCAUUCGGCUCCGAUCAUCACUAAGUACGCUGCUCCCUUGGCCUAUGCAGCUCCCAUUCACAAGUUCGCCGCUCCUCUGGCCUAUGCCGCUCCUGCUCUCUCCGUGACCCACCACGGAUACGCACACGCGCCCCUGUUCGCCCCGAAGUUCGCCGCCCCCGUGCAUUAUGGCGCUCCGAUCUGGUGAUUUCCCGAUCCGACCUCCGUGUCGUGAAGCAUCAUGUCCGCCAUCUGUAAAAAAAAUCGAGUUUUCAGAGAGCAUCAAUAAAGCCCGUAAAAAAAAUUGAAGU
Molecule: messenger RNA, 452 nt
Organism: Galendromus occidentalis (western predatory mite)
Lineage: Eukaryota; Metazoa; Arthropoda; Arachnida; Mesostigmata; Phytoseiidae
Product: larval cuticle protein A1A
Exons: 3
Coding region: 29-349 (106 amino acids)
Source: RefSeq, a predicted model, not a curated record